UUUACAGUCAGGUAGCUGAUUAGAUGACAACCUCGCACUGCCUCCAGAGGACUGUUGCUUGGCAACCGAUUCGCUUUGUCCAGCUGAGCUGACACAGCCUUUACUUGUCAGGUAGUAAAAGAAGUUGGCAGUGCUGCUUUGGGGUUUGCCUUUUCUUCUUGGCCUGCCAACAACACCGGCAUCUCUCAAUUGGUUCCCAAGUUUGUCUUGGGGUGGAAGCUGAGACAACACAGAUAGGAAAAACCCUAGUCUUCCUUGGAGAAGUUCCCGUCUGGCGGAGUCAGAGGUAGAAAAGAAAGUCAAUGUUAAAUCCUAAACUUAGCAGACAUUUGACUGGGGAGUGAGUAACUGUAAACCAGGGGUCAGAGGGUGACCAGAGACCUCAGUCAGGAGCUCUGCCCUGAGUAAACCUGACAAGUUCCAGGACAGGUAGCAAUCUCACUAUGUACUCCAAAGCUUACAUCUUGCUGAAAAGAGACUUCAAGGAGUUACAACAAGACAAAAAAAAGGAUAUUGUUGCUUAUCCUGUAAGUGAUGAUAUGAUGAGUUGGAAAGCUGAGAUUGAAGGUCUACAGAAUUCAGUUUGUGAAGGAGUUAUUUUCCACCUGACAUUAGAUUUUUCACAAGAGUACAACUUGGUUCCUCCAGUUGUGAAAUUUGUAACAAUUCCUUUUCAUCCAAAUGUACACCCAUAUACCGGUAAACCCAACAUAGACUUUUUGAACAAGCCUGACAAAUGGAACACAAGUUAUUCUGUACACAGCAUCUUACUUGAUCUACAGUUGUUGCUUUCUUACCCCACCCUAGAAAAUCCAGUGAACUUGGAAGCUGCCCAACUGUUGACUAAAGAUGAGCCUAUGUAUAAAAUAGUAAUACGGGAACUUCUCCUGCCAUCAUCACCAAGAAGAGAAGACGGCCUGGUGGUAGCUGAAAAGCCACAGGAGAAAAUCAGGGUAAUUAAAACAAUCUCAUUUAAUGAUUACUACAAGACAUGGUCUGAGAUAGCCACGACAAAAAUCGCGGAACACUCCAAAAAUCCAUUUGUUGGAGAUCCGCAUUUCAUGGGACAGUAUUACAAAUGGAAGCAGCAGAAUCGGAAGAAUCAAGUGCAAUGGAACUCAAUGUUUGUGCUCUCAAAGUAUCAGGCUGAUAGAAAAAAAGUAAUGGCUCAGAACAGCAGAGAGCCCUACGACAAAGAGAUCACUGUCCACCCAUCUCCCACUGAACUUUCUUUUGAUCAUGAACUAAAACGUGAACAAGGGUUUUAUAAAGUACCUCAGGAGUGGUCAGAGGAAAACUUGCCAGAACAACAAGACUCAGAAGAGUCCUGGGAAGAGGAAGCGGAUAACCUGGUCACCUGGACCAAUGGUCUUGAUGAGGAAUCUUUGAACUAUGAGUACUAUGAAAACACUGAUAACUAUGAGAACUUGGGCAACUAACACACAAGGACUUUAUACACUGUCCAGUUACAGUGCAGCCUCAGGGAACAGUUUUGGGAGAUGCUCAGGACUUGGCUGCUGCUCUUUACCCCAGUUGAUCUCAUCUUUCUGGAAGCACAAAAUAUAAAAUACAAGUAUAAGUCA
This is a messenger RNA of Mastomys coucha (southern multimammate mouse), 1583 nucleotides long. RefSeq names its product ubiquitin conjugating enzyme E2 U (gene Ube2u). NCBI's taxonomy places the organism in Eukaryota, Metazoa, Chordata, Mammalia, Rodentia, Muridae. The record is from RefSeq and is a predicted model, not a curated record. Bases 444 to 1439 code for a protein of 331 amino acids. The transcript is spliced from 10 exons.